AUGGUGAAAGGCAACCUGAGUGUCACCCCAGAGUUUCUCCUCCUGGGACUGUCAGAGGUGCCUGAACACCAGCCCUUCCUCUUCUGUCUGUUCCUGACCAUGUACCUGGUCGCCAUAGUGGGGAACCUGCUCAUCGUCCUGGCCAUCAGCGCCACCUCCACCCUCCACACCCCCAUGUACUUCCUCAUAGCCAGCCCGUCCUGCGUUGAUGUCUGCUUCACCUCUGUCACUGUACCAAAGAUGCUGCUAAACAUGCACGCCCAGAGCCAAUCCAUCUCCUAUGGCCGGUGCCUCGCCCAGAUGUAUUUUCUCAUCUUGUUUCUAGAACUGGACAAUGUCCUCUUGGCACUGAUGGCGUAUGACCGAUUUCUGGCCAUAUGUCACCCUCUUCACUACACCACCACCAUGAGCCCCAAGUUCUGCAUCAUGUCAGUGUCCGUGGCUCUGAUUGUCACAAAUGUCUAUCCCCUGGUCCACACCCUCCUGAUGAGUACGCUGUCAUUCUGUGCAAGUGUCAGAAUCCACCACAUUUUCUGUGAGCUCUACGCACUGCUGAAGCUCUCCUGCUCAGAUACCCACACCAGUGAGCUGGUCGUCUACACCAUGGGGAGCUUACUUUUUGUCUGUCCCUUCCUCUUUCUCUCUCUCUCCUACGUACGCAUUUUCUCAGCCAUCCAAAGGCUGCGUUCUUCCCAGGGCAAGCUGAAAGCCUUUUCCACGUGCAGUUCCCACCUGGCUGUGGUGUCACUAUUCUAUGGGACCCUCUUCGGGCUGUAUCUGCGCCCUUCCUCCUCCUACACAGCCGAGGACUCGGCGGCCACGGUGCUGUACGCGCUCGUGGCCCCCAUGCUCAACCCCUUCAUUUACAGUCUCAGGAAUAAAGACAUGAAGGGGGCCCUGAGGCACCUCCUGAGCUGGAGGAAGGGCUGGUCUUGGUGA
Molecule: messenger RNA, 939 nt
Organism: Vicugna pacos (alpaca)
Lineage: Eukaryota; Metazoa; Chordata; Mammalia; Artiodactyla; Camelidae
Product: olfactory receptor 1D2-like
Biological process (GO): G protein-coupled receptor signaling pathway
Cellular component (GO): membrane
Molecular function (GO): olfactory receptor activity; G protein-coupled receptor activity
Source: RefSeq, a predicted model, not a curated record